AUGAGCAGUAUUGGCUUUGAGAAGUGUGUAUCAGAACACGGGUUGUAUGUGAAGAGCUGCCAACACAGUGGCAGACAGGAGAAGUUAAUUGUAUGCCUAUAUGUUGAUGACCUAUUAGUCACUGGGAGCUGUGAGGAGCUGAUUUCAGAUUUCAAACUUCAAAUGCUGAGUGAAUUCGAGAUGAGUGACUUGGGAAAGCUCAGCUACUUUCUUGGAAUAGAAUUUACUGAGACUGAGAAUGGGAUUGUGAUGCACCAGUCCAGAUAUGUUCUAGACUUACCAAAGAGGUUUGAAAUGGUUGACUGUAAUGCUGCUAAUACCCCAGCUGAAGUGGGGUUGAAACUAGAGAAGGAACCAGAUGAAGAAGCUGUAGAUCCAACAGCUUACAGAAGUAUAGUUGGGAGUUUGAGAUACCUCUGUAACACAAGGCCUGACUUGAGUUACAGUGUUGGAGUGGUGAGUAGAUAUAUGGAAUGCCCCAGAUUGUCACACUUGAAUGCUGUCAAACGCAUUCUAAGAUACUUGCAGGGCACUCACUCUUAUGGAAUACUGUUGGGAAGAGGAGAGACUGGGGAAGAAGUGCAAAUCACUUCUUACUCAGAUGCAGACUGGUGUGGUGAUAAGGAAGAUAGGAAGAGUACUGCUGGUUACAUCUUCUUCAUGGGAGGAACACCAAUUUCAUGGAGUUCAAGAAAGGAACCAGUGGUUGCCUUGUCAUCAUGUGAGGCAGAAUACAUAGCUGCCUGUGAAGCUACUUGUCAAGCAACUUGGCUGGGAUUCCUAUUGGAAGGGUUGAAAAUCGAGCUAACUGGAAGAGUAAGGCUGCUUGUUGACAACAAGUCAGCCAUAGACCUUGCUAAACACCCUGCAUCUCACGGCAGGAGCAAGCACAUCGAGACCCGAUUUCACUACAUCAGAGAACAGGUCAGUAGUGGUAGACUGGAUGUUGUACACUGCAGAUCCGAAGACCAACUAGCAGAUAUACUCACCAAAGCACUCAAAAGUGAGCGUUUUCAGUCACUCAGAAAGCAGAUUGGGAUGGUGCGAGCUGAGAUCAGUGAAGAUCACACCAGAAGGACGGCGAAAACCUAG
Molecule: messenger RNA, 1092 nt
Organism: Vigna angularis (adzuki bean)
Lineage: Eukaryota; Viridiplantae; Streptophyta; Magnoliopsida; Fabales; Fabaceae
Exons: 1
Coding region: 1-1092 (363 amino acids)
Source: RefSeq, a predicted model, not a curated record